Molecule: messenger RNA, 897 nt
Organism: Mastomys coucha (southern multimammate mouse)
Lineage: Eukaryota; Metazoa; Chordata; Mammalia; Rodentia; Muridae
Product: vomeronasal type-1 receptor 4-like
Exons: 1
Coding region: 1-897 (298 amino acids)
Biological process (GO): G protein-coupled receptor signaling pathway
Cellular component (GO): membrane
Molecular function (GO): pheromone receptor activity
Source: RefSeq, a predicted model, not a curated record
AUGACACCUGGAGCCCUAGCUGUGAGGAUCCUCUUCUUGUCCCAGACUGUACUAGGAAUGCUGGGGAACUCAGCCUUGAUUUGUUGUUUUAUCAUCAUUGACUUCACAGGGAUCGGGACAAAGCCCAUAGACCUGAUUGUGAAACAUUUGACCUUUGCCAAUAUCAUGGUUAUUCUCUCCAAAGGAAUUCCUCAGACAAUGGCUGCUUUUGGUCAUACAUAUUUUCUAGAUGAUGCAUCAUGUAAACUUCUCUUUUAUUUGCAUAGAGUUGGCAGGGGAGUGUCCCUUGGCUCCACAUUCCUCUUGAGUGUCUUUCAGGCAAUCACUAUCAGCCCCCUUAAUUCCAAGUGGGUAUGGCUCAAGUUCAAAGUCUCCAAGUUCAUUGGUCCUUUGCUGGGCCUCUGCUGGUCUCUGUCUCUACUUGUAAAUAUCUUCAUUAUCAUGAUAGUGACUGACAUGAGCGAUAAAGGAAAUCUUACUGAAUUUAGACAAUUUAUAUACUGUUUAGUAGUAAAAUCUUCCAAACAGUCUUGUAUAAUAUAUCUGAUCCUAUUGUCCUUCGGUGAUGCCAUAUGUUUGGGACUCAUGAUGUGGGCCAGUGGCUCCAUAGUAUUGAUCUUGUUCAAGCAUAAGCAGAAGGUCCAACAUAUCCACAGUUCCCUGUCUACUAAGUCGUUCCCUGAAAUCAAAGCCACACAAAGAAUUCUUACUCUAGUUUGCAGCUUUGUGGUCCUUUAUGGAAUCUCUGUCACUUUAUUGAUGUAUUUGUCUUUCCAAGCUGAAAUAGACACAUGGCUGGUCAAUGCCAAUGUGGCCAUGAGUGCAUGCUUCCCAGCACUCUGCCCCUUUCUGUUCUUCAGACACUUUAUUAAGGGUUUUCAGCCUUUCAGUACUUAA